This is a messenger RNA of Eurytemora carolleeae, 1490 nucleotides long. RefSeq lists its product as uncharacterized. NCBI's taxonomy places the organism in Eukaryota, Metazoa, Arthropoda, Copepoda, Calanoida, Temoridae. Bases 444 to 1475 code for a protein of 343 amino acids. The record is from RefSeq and is a predicted model, not a curated record. The transcript is spliced from 2 exons.
GAAUUUUCGUGGAGUGUCUCAGAAUACGGAAUAGCCCUGCAUGAUGAUUAGUAAAGUGAUUUUUAAAGAUUGCAUGAAAAGAAAAAAGUGAGAAAAUCUGAGAUACAAGUUGACCAAACCGUGGAGUUAAUGAGUUUUCAUUCAACUUUAUGUUCACGGAUAUCUGAACACGGAGAACCUCCAGGGUUGAAAAGACGGGAGAGAGAGAUUUCCAUCCGGAAUUAGAAAUCUCUGCAGUACAGUCACAAACCCUAGAGAAAAAGGGAGAAUGUUGCAGGAUUAGUUUAUCAAGUUUAUCUCAUUCAGUUCUAACUUCUGCAUGGAUUUACUGCAGUAAAUAAUCCUUCAAGCAGACAGACAAAUAAUAUUGAUGAAAAGGAUAGUUUCCUAGAUAUUCCAAGAAGAGAAACUUUGUGAAUUUUCUUUCUAAUUUCCGUCCUAUCAUGAGAUUGAAUGAAGAAGGACAGGUUCUCCUGGGGGAUCCAGGGGUAGACGGGUGCAGGGACAGGUUAAAGGAGUUUGAGUUUAACGAUGAGAUCGGAGUCCCUGGAGCACUAAAACCGGAGCCAAGAAGUUCGGAUUCUAAACUCAAGAGCAAGGAUCUUAAAUCCUCCAGCAUAGGAUUGAUUAAAGAACAUUUAUCAGUUUCCAAACAUAAUCCUGAGAAAUCCCAUCAGAAGCCUGUACAUGGAUCCUUGCAGGCUCAAGGAACUCAACCAAAGGCUUUUGUAUCUUCAGCCCUACCUAGUAAUGUAUACGGAGCAACCCGUACUGUCCAAGCCAAUCCCCCACCUGGAUCUCAAUAUACUGAUAAAUCCUCACAUAGAAACUGGUCUCAACCUACACCUAAACAAAAUACACAGAAUAGAGACAAUUGUUACUCCGCUCAUGAGAAACCUCGUCUUGAGAAUGCGUACCUUGCUAGCUCAGGGUCUCAUCCAACCCAACCUAGAGUCAGCUAUUCAAGUGUACCAGGAGACCAACGAAACCUUACGUAUAAAGUCGGAUCCUCUGGAUUUUCACAUCUUGAUAAAAUACCAGGGUUGAGUCAGGUUCAUAUUAAAGAGGAAAAGGUAUUAGGUUCAGGUUUACUCCGAGGAGAAACACAAGUCAAUUCCUAUGUUAGGGAUGAAUCUAGCUCCGGUCAAUCUAAGCAGGGUCCGACGGAAGACCGUGGGAUUAAAAGAGAACAUUCUCCGUCUCGUUCCAACCCUGAAUAUCAGGCCAAGAAUGAAGGAGGUGUGACGGAGACUAAUCCUGCUCCGACCUUCUCCUUCUCUACAGGUCUACGGAAAACCAACAGAGAGGUGGACGGAUUACCUGGCGAGGGAUCAGAGAAGGAGGCAAGCACAAUGACGGAGCCAGUAUUUAGUGUAUUCGGAGGAGCAGGAGGAAUCGGAGGAGCAGGAGGGAUCGGAGGGAUGGGUAGGAUUAAUCUCGACGGAUUAAUACUCAGUGAAACAGAUGGAGGUUAGAUUUUAGUUUAUUCG